Sebastes umbrosus (honeycomb rockfish) is the source of this 2296-nucleotide messenger RNA. Its product is annotated as meprin A subunit beta-like. The transcript is spliced from 15 exons. Gene Ontology annotation, molecular function: metalloendopeptidase activity; zinc ion binding; protein binding. The coding region runs from base 95 to 2149 and encodes 684 amino acids. NCBI's taxonomy places the organism in Eukaryota, Metazoa, Chordata, Actinopteri, Perciformes, Sebastidae. Gene Ontology annotation, biological process: proteolysis. The record is from RefSeq and is a predicted model, not a curated record. Gene Ontology annotation, cellular component: membrane.
AUAAAAACAGAAGCAGCAACAUUUCCUCAAACACAGCAGGACUGAGGCAGGUUGAACCGACACAGAGAGUGAGUGCGUGUCUGCAGCUGGAGCCAUGGCACUCAGGUGGAUCAUACUGUUCUUUGGCCUGGGACUAGCUGCUGCUAAGCUAACAGGUGAUACGGAAACCGAUGUUGACGAAGGCCAUGACUGGGACAUCUUAGACAUCAAUGAAGCGGCUGGACUGGACCUGCUGGAGGGAGAUAUCGAAGAGGAUGAAACAUUCAGCAGAAACUCCAUUAUAGGAGACAAGUACCGCUGGCCAACAACCAUUCCCUACUACCUAGAGGACAGUCUAGAAAUGAAUGCAAAGGGAGUGAUCCUGAAGGCAUUUGACCAGUACAAACUGAAGACCUGCAUUGACUUCACACCAUGGAAAGGAGAGAAGAACUACAUCUCUGUGUAUAAAGGGAGCGGGUGCUCCUCGCCUGUAGGCAACCAGCAUGUCGGGAAGCAGCGGCUGUCCAUUGGUAGAAACUGUGAUCGUCUAGGAACCGUUGAGCAUGAGUUCCUGCACGCUCUGGGCUUCUGGCACGAGCAGUCCAGAGCUGACCGCGAUGAUUACGUCGACAUCAUGUGGGAUCGCAUUGAACCUGGUAAAGACCACAACUUCAGAAAAUACAACGACACAGUGUCCAGCGCUCUGGGCGUUCCCUAUGACUACGGCUCUGUAAUGCACUACAGCAAGACGUCCUUCAACAUCGGCUCCGAUCCCACCAUCGUCACCAAGAUCCCCCACUUCAUGGAUGUGAUCGGUCAGAGGAUGGGGUUCAGCGCCAGUGACCUCGCCAAGCUCAACCGUCUCUACAACUGCACCACGUCUUCUAACUUUGUGGACAGCUGUGACUUUGAGUUGGAGAACAUCUGUGGGAUGAUUCAGGGUCCUGGCAACGCAAAGUGGGAACAACGUAGUUCUGUGAGCGGAGGGCCUCAGACUGACUUCUCCAACAUGGGAAAAUGCAAAGGAACAGGCUACUUCAUGCACUUCAGGACAGCCUCCACUAAACCCGGUGAAAACGCAUUCCUGGAGAGUCGUUGGCUUUACCCCAAACCUGGAGCCCAGUGUCUGCAGUUCUUCCUCUAUAACACCGGGGCAGAUGAUGAUGUCCUCAAUAUCUGGGUGCGAGAGUAUGACGAGGCCAACCCCAGCGGUAAACUGAAGCUCUUCAAGAGUAUUUCAGGAGGCGUUAUGGGCUCCUGGGAACUGCACAACAUCAAUCUGAAUGUGACAAAGAAGGCCCGUUUGGUUUUUGAGGGCGUGAGGGGAAAGAACCCAUCGAAGGGAGGUCUCUCUCUGGACGACAUUAACCUGUCAUCCACAAAGUGUCCUCAGCACAUCUGGCACAUCCGCAACAUCACCCGCCUGCUGGCCACCACACCAGCAGGAGAGAAACUGUACAGCCCUCGCUUUCUGUCUCCAGCAGGUUACUCCUUCCAGGUCGGUGUGUACCUAAAUGGAAAAAGCGACCGUCCAGGAUACAUGGCCACCUACUUCUACCUGACCUCAGGCCCCAACGACCACAGACUCAAGUGGCCGUGUCCGUGGCAGCAGGCAACUAUGGCCCUAAUGGAUCAGCAGUCUGACAUCAGACAGCAAAUGAACAUGCACCGAAUGUUCACCACUGACCCCGACAAGAAGUCCUCUGACGGCACUGAGUACUACUGGGACGAUCCCAGGAAGGUGGGCUCUAAAGUGACUGCGUCUGAUGGCAGCUAUUACUAUCGAGGUCCAGGCACUGGAACCAGUAGCUUCCUCACCCACAACAGACUAAAGAGCAGAAACUUCAUCAAAGGAGACGAUGCCUUCUUCCUCUUCAGCAUGGAAGAUAUAUCCAAUCUGCUGGUACCUCAGCCCCUACCCUACUCUGCAGUCCACGCUGACCCCAGUCUGAUGAAGGCUGCAGACCAAGGUGCUCCGCAGGAAGCUAAUAACUUCACGCUGGUCAUAGCUGUAGCAGGGUCUGUGGCAGCAGCCAUGUUGGUGGUUACGGUGCUCAUCGUAGGGAAUGCCUUGAGGAGGAGGAGGAGACACCAGGAGAGCGACAAGGCGGUGAUCAUACAGGACAUGCCUGGAUUCAUGGAAGAGCAGCCGAUCAAAGAUUUACCAUGAUGUCCCGAUAAAAGGAAAACAUCAGCAUUUAUCAGAAGAGAGAGCGCAUUACUAAAUUAUCUGUUUAAUCAGACUGUCACCUGACUCCUUUUCAUGUAUAAUUUGAAUUUGUAUGUUAGAAAUAAAAUCUCUGACCGCAUGCAUGCU